CAGGCAGUGGGGAGGCGAGACGGAGGGGCAGCCUCUUCGGGACUAACUCAUGAAGAACAAGGGUGCCAAGCAGAAGCUGAAACGCAAGGGAGCCGCCAGCGCGUUUGGCUGUGACCUGACGGAGUAUCUGGAAAGCUCGGGACAGGAUGUUCCAUAUGUAUUGAAGAGCUGUGCAGAAUUUAUAGAGACUCAUGGGAUUGUGGAUGGAAUCUAUCGGCUUUCUGGAGUCACCUCAAACAUUCAACGGCUAAGGCAAGAGUUUGGCUCAGAUCAAUGUCCAGACCUGACAAGGGAAGUGUACCUCCAGGACAUCCACUGUGUGGGCUCACUCUGCAAACUCUACUUUAGGGAGCUGCCCAACCCCCUCCUGACUUACGAGCUCUAUGAGAAAUUCACGGAGGCUGUGUCACAUUGCCCGGAAGAAGGCCGACUGGCCCGAAUCCAAAAUGUUAUCCAGGAACUUCCCCCAUCCCAUUAUAGGACCCUGGAAUACCUGAUCCGACACCUGGCACACAUCGCCUCCUUCAGCAGCCAGACCAACAUGCAUGCCAGGAACCUGGCUCUGGUGUGGGCUCCAAACCUCCUCAGGUCUAAAGAAAUCGAAGCCACUGGUUGCAAUGGUGAUGCAGCCUUCCUUGCAGUCCGAGUCCAGCAGGUGGUGAUUGAGUUCAUAUUGAAUCAUGUGGAUCAAAUCUUUAACAGCGGUGCACCCAGUUCUGUGGAGAAUGAUGAAAACCGACCCAUCAUGAAGAGCCUGACCCUGCCAGCCCUUUCCCUGCCCAUGAAGUUGGUGAGCCUGGAGGAAGCUCAGGCCCGCAGCCUGGCUACCAACCAUCCCGCUCGGAAGGAAAGGAGGGAGAACAGCUUGCCUGAGAUUGUUCCCCCCAUGGGCACCCUCUUCCACACUGUCCUUGAGUUACCAGACAACAAGAGAAAGCUUUCCAGUAAAUCAAAGAAGUGGAAAUCGAUUUUUAACCUGGGACGUUCUGGAUCAGACUCCAAAUCAAAGCUGAGUAGAAAUGGGAGCGUGUUUGUGAGAGGGCAGCGGCUCUCAGUGGAAAAGGCUACUAUCCGACCAGCUAAAAGCAUGGACUCCCUGUGUUCGGUGCCUGUUGAAGGAAAAGAAACCAAAGGAAAUUUCAAUCGAACAGUCACCACGGGUGGAUUUUUCAUUCCAGCAACGAAAAUGCAUGGGACCAGCACUGGUAGUUCAUGCGACCUCAGCAAGCAGGAGGGCGAAUGGGGCCACGAGGGGAUGCUGGCAGGGGCAGAGGGAGGCGUUGACGUGGGCAGUGACCGAAGCCAACUCCAGGGUGCGCAGGCCCGGCCCCCGCCGGAGCAGCUGAAGGUGUUCCGGCCUGCCGAGGAUCCUGAGAGCGAGCAAACGGCCCCAAAGAUGCUGGGUAUGUUCUACACCUCAAACGACAGCCCCAGCAAGUCCGUUUUCACCAGCAGCCUCUUCCAGAUGGAGCCCUCACCACGCCACCAGCGCAAGGCGCUGAACAUCUCCGAGCCCUUCGCCGUGUCCGUGCCACUCCGCGUGUCAGCUGUCAUCAGCACCAACAGCACCCCCUGCAGGACACCCCCAAAGGAGCUGCAGUCCCUUUCCAGCCUGGAGGAGUUUUCUUUCCAGGGGUCAGAGGGAGGAGGCUGGCCCGAAGAGGAGAAGCCUCUGGGAGCUGAGUCUUCUCCAGCAGCCGUCCCCAAGAAGGCGGCUCUCGAGGAUGCCAAGGCAGUGGCUGAAGCCGCAGCGACACUGGAGUGCGGCCAAGGCCCUUCCCUGGAGCCAGGCCCCCAGCUGGAGGAGAAGACCUUGGAAAUCUUGCUGGGCUCUCAACAUUCAAGGGAACCAGAGAAGGGACCAAAUGCAGAGAAGGUGGUGGAGGACGCCCAGGAGGCUGGCUGGAGGGAGCCGAGCGCUCGGCCGGAGAGCCCCAGAGCCAGGGCUGAAGCCGUGUUUCUCCACGAGAUGGAUGAAGACGAUCUCGCCCACGCCCUGAUCUGGCCCGAGAUUCAACAGGAGCUGAAAAUCAUUGAAUCGGAGGAGGAGCUCUCCUCGUUGCCAGCCCCUGCUCUGAGGAUCAGCCCAACGCAGCCAAGUUUUGAAUCAAAGGCAGGCCCUUUUGCUUCCUUGGAACCUCCUCGGGGGUUGUCUUGUGGGCCCACUUCUGAUCCAGCCUCUGCCCCUCCUGAGGAGUGGACAAGGGACCCACGCAGUGAGAGCACACAGGGGGCUUCCACGGCAGCCAGUGGGGAGACGCCAGAGCCUACCAGUGGCCUCCAGAGAUCCAAACCAGAACAAGGCGUGCGUCUAGAUCCCGCCAGGCUAGCUCCUCUGGAAAUAAUGACAUUUGAGAUGGCGCCUCCACAAGCAAAGGCGGAGGUGAGAGGCCCAGGGAACCUGUCCCCUCCACUCCCACCUGCUCCUCCCCCUCCGACUCCUCUGGAGGAGGCACCCGGAGGCCUGCUGGCAAAGGAUGGCCCCGAGAGAGAAGCCUCGUCCAGGGAUCUGGGGACAAAGCCCUCUCGAGGUCAGCUGGAGUGCAAAGACAGCCCUGGGCUCCCUCGCCUCUGCCAAGCACGUGAGGCUGCUCCAAGACAAAGCGAACAGCAACAUUCAAAGGAUGCUGCUGCCGCCGCCGAGGGAACAGGCUCUGCUUUGCCAAGCCCGACAAAGGAGGCUGAGAUGGCCACCCAAGGGGAAGGCGACGGAGCCCACUCCCUGCAGGAGCCUUCGGACUGUGAUGAAGAUGACACCAUGUCCGAUUCUGCGCAGCAUGGCCUGGAGAUGGUGGAGCCCUGGGAGGAGCCCCAGUGGGUGACAAGUCCCCUUCACUCUCCCACCCUGAAGGAUGUGCAGGAGGCGCAGGUGCAGGGCCCCCAGGGCCCCCGGCUGGAGAAGAGGCUUUCCCACAGGCCCAGCCUUCGCCAGAGCCAUUCCCUAGACAGCAAGAGCACGGGGAAGAGCCAGUGGACUCCCAAGGUUCCCUCUUCCAGUAGUUGUGCCAAUCUGGAGACACAGAGGAAUUCUGACCCUCUGCAGCCCCUGGCACCCAGGAGUGAGAUUUCGCGGUGGGAUGAGAAAGCCCUAAAGUCCUUCAGAGAGUUUUCUAGCCAGAAAGGGACAGAGGCUGUUCCCAGUCAAAAGGGACCAGGAGGUGGUAGUGUGCAACCUGCACUGGCAGUAGCCGGCCCCGCCAGCCUAGCAGAGGGCCAGGAGCUGCGAACACAGGUGGAGCCCAGUGACGCUCAGACUAAGCAGGGUGGUGGUUCUAGGCCAGAGAGCAGCAAGGAGAGCUCCCCCAGCGGGCAGGACAGCAGCCCGCCUGCAGAACACUCCCCAAAGUUACAGCUGAAGAGCCCCGAGUGUGGACCCCCGAAAGGGAAAAAUAGGCCUUCUUCCCUCAACUUGGACUCCGCCCUUCCCAUAGCUGACCUCUUCCGGCUUGAGAAUGCCGCCUCCUUCAGUUCACCGGGGAUGCAGCUCUUGGAGCGGGGAGAGCCAAAGGCCGUGUGGAUGGCCUCACCUCACUGUAAAGCAGACCCCUGGAAGAUUUCUUCCCAGGACCCCCAGGACCUCAACCUUGUCGCCCAUGCCCUGACAGGUCGCCGUAACUCAGCUCCUGUGAGUGUGUCAGCCGUGAGAACCUCCUUCAUGGUCAAAAUGUGCCAGGCCAGGGCAGUCCCAGUCAUCCCACCCAAGAUUCAGUACACACAGAUCCCACAGCCGCUGCCCUCCCAGAGCUCCGGAGAGGGUGCGGCUCAGCCUCUGGAGAAGAGCCGAGAGGAACCCAGCUCCCCCCGUGGCCUGUCUCACAACCCUGCCAAAGGUGAACCCCCCUCCUCCCUGGAAAGCCCGAAGGAAGAGAAACCAAAGCAGGAUCUGGGCGCUGUCAAGUCCACACCCGCAGACGCCAGUGUGUCUUGCAUAUGCGAGGGACCCACGCUUUCGCCAGACCCAGGCGUGCCUAACCUGCUCUCCACCCACGAUGCCACAGUGCAAUGCAGGAAGCGCACAUCAGAGACUGAGCCAUCUGGGGACAACCUUCUUUCAUCAAAAAUAGAGCGACCCUCUGGCAGUUCUAAGCCUUUCCACAGGUCAAGGCCAGGAAGACCUCAGAGCCUAAUCCUAUUCAGCCCUCCUUUCCCCAUUAUGGACCACCUGCCCCCGGCAUCCGCAGUGACAGAUUCCAAAGUCCUGCUGUCCCCCAUCCGGAGUCCUACCCAGACAGUCUCCCCUGGCCUUCUUUGUGGGGAGUUGGCAGAAAACACGUGGGUGACACCAGAAGGGGUUACACUUAGGAAUAAAAUGACCAUCCCCAAGAAUGGCCAGAGACUGGAGACCUCAACCAGCUGUUUUUACCAGCCGCAGCGGAGAUCCGUGAUCCUGGACGGAAGAAGUGGCAGGCAGAUAGAAUGACAUCAGUUCACCUGCUGGUUUGUGGACACAAAUCAUCAAUCACCUGGAAGCCAACCUGCCUUUUCCAGGUGCAGGUUAUCCAAGUUUGGGGAUUAUUUUGUGCUCUGGCUUCUCUUUUUUUUUUUCUUCUUCCUUUAGACCAUUUAUUAAGUAGUCCAUUUUCCACAAAAGUGGUCAAGGAAAGGACCAAGAGAUGAAAUGUAGCUAAGUCUGUAUGAGCAAAUGGGAAAGGUUAGGAGAGGGAAGAAGAUGGAAUGCUUGCUCCCCUAUUGCCAUUGUGUAUUACUGUUGAGAGCUGGCUGUCUUAAUGUCCUUUGAGAGACAGAAAAAUCCUUUGUCUGUGUCAGCUACUGAGGUUUGAAGGCCUUUAAUGCUGUGUAAAUCAUGUACACUUGUACCAUCCCAAACAGAAGCAGAUUUGGAGAUGCAAACAAAGGCGCGUCUAGAUGCCCCCAUGGGUGAAAUUACCCAUCAUGCUCUUUCCCUGAAAUCCCUUCAGUCCUGUCCAGGAUGACUCCAUCCAUCAGCACAAAACAUCGGAAUCUAUCCUCAAGUGUCAACUCAAGACAGGAACAAUCCAAGAUGACCUUCUGGCUCUAGCUUAUUAAUUUGGGACUCCAACCACCACUGUACAGAACUCUGAUUUGUAAACCCACUGCUGGGCAGAGUGGAAGCUGAGCUGAGGAUUACCUGGGUGAGGUGCAUCUGCAGUGGGGUGUGCAGUAGCGAAGUGAGAGCAUCUGCUUUCUUUAGAUCAGAGUCCAAGAACAGGAUGUCACAGGACAAAGCCUCACACAGAUGCAGAACUGAAGUUGGAGUUGAAAUUGGUGGGGCAUUAGCAGAAAACGUUUCUGGCUCAGCUUCACUUUUCUUCCACCCAAGGCUGGGCCCAGCUUGCCAGGAGAGAAUGAGGGGAGGAGCCCUGGCACAGUGGCUGUCACUGCCACUCCGUGAGAGCUGCCCUUCUCAAGAAUGUAUUUCAUGUUAGCCAGUGGGUCCCUUCCUUGCUCUCUCUCCCUCCAUUGCUCAAGAGCAGAUUUGAGGCAUCCCUCUCUCCUCCGUGACUCAUCUUCUCUCCCCACCCACCCCAGGCAUUCAAACCUGCCCCUCUCCUGUUUGUACUCUCAGAAAAACAGUAAGCCAAUUUCAUUGUCUUGCAGUUAUUUGGAACUUUCAAUGGUUCUUCCCUUUCUAGCUGGAGAGAUGAAGAACUAAUACAUCUGCUGGUAGAUUUCAGUGCUCCCACUGAAGACUUCACGAGGUACCCCUUCUCAAGUUCAAGUUCAGUUGAAUUCUAUCCAGAGGCCCAAUCAUUGCAGAGAGUUCUCUUAGGGCUAGCAGUACCCCUGGGCAAACCUCACAGCCAAUACUGGUGGGGCUGGGCUGAACUUUCCUCCUUCAAUGAGAAAUUGGAAACUGAUGUCCUGCAUCAGAUACAGAUUGCUUCCUGUCUUCCUACUAAGCAUAUAGCCAGUUCUGAAAUCUUGUUCUACACCUUUUAAGCCAGUUUCUGUGACAAGGGUAACUGGCCAGUCAGCUGAUGCUUUCUGCCUUCAGAUAGAGAACUGUGUGAGCAAGAGGAGCUGUUAAUAGGUCUCUGGUCAGUGGUUUUGCAUUCUCAUUGGGUAAGCAAGACAUUGGACCAACAGCCAAUGAGAUGUCAAUCCCUAAGGAAAGUCCUAGAACACAGCAUUUUCCCAAGGCAAGCAAGGCGAAGAAAUGUAGUGGUGACAGACGAGAAAGGCCAUGCUCCACAGAUUCGAGAAGUACAUUCCUGCCUUAUCAGAAAAUGUGCAGAUAAACUUUAUGUUGGUCUCAGUGCUCUUGCUCUCGAGGUGUCUAUACUCUGAUAAGGACCAUGUCCCAGCUAGAAUGUGAGAGGGAAAGACUGCACUUUGCUUCACUAUCAGAACUCUGAGCCAAAUAAUGAGAUAUUUAAGCUAGUUUAUAAUUAUUUUAAAUUUUUGUUUAUAACACUUAUAGAAUAUAUUUUUAUCUGGGGAUAGACUGAGAAGCCACCAUUUACAGGUCAACAGGUGGUUUUAAUUCUAAGGGUAGAAGCACCCAUUAGGUUUAUAAAAUGGCUGCCAUGUUCCUUGAGACUGACACCUUUCAUUUACAGCCUCACCUUCAGGAGUGUAGGGCUGCGGAUGACACGAGGAGACACACCAACACCUUCUGGAGCUAUCCCCUACUCUGGACUUUCCUAGCUGGUCAGGUCCAGAAAGCCUUGGAAGCUGACUCAGCAGUGUCUUGGCGGCUGUCAUUCCUUUUACUGUCUUCCAGAGGGUCAGUGUCACAAACCUAUUUAUAAACUUCCUAUGGGCGGGGCUAGUCUGGCGCUGAUAAAAUUCCAUUCCAUCAUAAAAAAAACUCCUAUCUCCCCCACCCCAAGUGUUUCCCAAGAUACCUUGGAAUUACCAAUUUGGUCACCAUUUUGAGACUGACCCUCCGGAGAAUGGCUGGAUGGAAUCAGAGGGCCUGCUUCCACCCAUGGAAGGACCAGAACAGGUGCUGCCAAUUCCAAGGUCUACCUAAGGUUCUAGAAGGGGCUGCAGAAUCCAACUUCCAACUAUCAGUCCUCAAAAUAGGGGGGCUGGAUUUAAAUGUUGAAUCUGAAGUGAAAUGCGUACAUAUACCGGUGUUUUCCUCUAGUGUUAAUGGCUGCUUAAGAAGAUAGUAUCCUAUAUUUAUUAGCAAAACAACCCUCUUGGGUCAAUUUUUUUUUUUCCUUGAAAGUGGACCAGAUAGAGGGUAUUCGGUCUUUACUCUCCGCUUCACUUGGAAUAGAAGCAAACCCUAUUAACAUACUGUAAGCCUAAUAUAAGUCCUAAAAACUAAAAAUAUACUGCAAGUUAGAAUUCUAGAUUUGGGGGACAUUCAAAACAUAAACAUCAUCAUCCUCAAAUAUUUAUUAAGAGCUUAGUAACAAUGCAUUGGGUACCUUGGUACUUAUUCCUCAGUCCUUGACUAGUCCAGUAAAAAGGAGAGGGAUGGUAAUAAAUGGGAGAGCCCAUAACCAAGAGAGAACAAGCUUUAGAAUUGUUAACAAACCAAGGCAGAGGGGAAAAACAGCAAGUAACAUCUUUUAAUAGGAUUGCUAAUGGUAUGCAAGCGACUACUGACUUUAAUCCAUUUAAACACAAGUGGAAAUCUAAGAGAGGGGACCAGUGAGACACUCAGGUGUUGAGAUCUAAAGAAUUAGAGAGCCACAAUGAAGCUAGAGUAAGUAGUUCUGAGAUUUUGUGUGGCCCAAGUGGAUUUUGCAGUGAAGUCCUGUUGGAUCUUUGCCAAUGAGCCAGGUAGGAUUGGCAUUCCAUACUACUUGAGAGGGGAUUCAAGAGACUUCUGUUAUCACAAAACGUGUUCAUUCCUGUUGAUGACGAAGUCAUAGGUCCAAUAAACUAUUUACUUCAUGGAUGAGGUUUAGCAUAUAAUAAUUACAUUUCACUGAAACUGGGUGGCAGAAUCAUUUGUGCAGGGUCCUGUGUGACGGACUGGGGAACCUAAGAUUCCUUUGUCUGGAAUCAGAGUAGAAGUUUAAGGUCGAUCUAAUUCUCACCAGGAUUGAUUAGAGUCACAUUCUACCAAAGUGGGCCCUAUCUGCUGACAUGAAUAUUGGAGUAAAAUGUUGCCAGGAGUAUGAUUUUAGACACUUCCAACAGGAAGAUCAGCUCAAAGUAUGGCAUGACAAAGAACGCAUCUUCCUUUACCAACACCUUCCCUAGCAAAAUAAGGCCACAAGAGGGCGCAAACACCUUCCCAAGCACGGAGAGAAGGGGGAGAUCGGUGCCAGUCCAGAUAGGGCAAAAUUGGGGGCCACACACAUGGAUGGGUACAGAGUAGGUCGUUAGUAACCUGGAGGUGCAUGAGAAAUGCAAGAAUUCUCUAAGAGAGUGAAGGAAAAGUCCACAGCCAUGUGUUUUGCGGAUGAGUAACAAUGCUUUGCAAUAAGUUAAUGCCAUAAUAUUUUCAGGCUUAUAAUUCUGCCAAGUAAAGCACUUUUCAAAGGAGUCUGUUAGAAAGCCACAUGAUUUCAGCUGUUUUUUUUUUUUUUUUUGAGCUCUACAUGUUUCCAAAGAUGUAAUCAAAAUGUUUUUUCUAUUGAUUAUAAAAGUAUAAAUAAAUAUUAAGCCUAUCCAUAGAGACAUUUAAAUGUAAUUAAAAGAUUGUUAUGCUUUAAAAAUGUACUCUAAUAAAUGAUGUAAAAUGCAGUGCUUAUGCUGGACCUCUGAGCUAGAGGAGGACAUGUCCUAUCAGGAAAGUAGAUUUUAUGCUUCAGACUCAUCGUUCUAGUUCUGUUUGAUGUCAUUUUUGUGUUGCUGUUGUUGUUACUUCGUUUGGUCUCACAGCAAAAUCUGCUUUAGUAAACUUGUUAUUUUACAUAUUAAUAAUUGUCAUAUGUUUGCAAUUUCACCCUUACUAUUGCACUCACACAGGGUGCCAAAGCUGCCCAGUACAUAUAUAUAUAUGAAAAAUGAAAAGCAAAAGGCUCAUUACUUCUCAGCACUCCAUGGCUUAGGGAGUCACGAGGGGCCACGCUCAGAGAUGUGAACUCAGCUUUCCUAUUAUUUGAACCAGUGAGGGGGACUGUUUUAUUUUGGUGAUCAUGUCAGUGAUGCUCCGGGGGAGGAAAAACAAACUGUGUUAGUCGGGAACAUAUGAUCAUACAGAGGGGGAGGCCGUGGGAAGACCUGUAUGAGCCAGGUUCCCACUCAAGUGAUCCUUGCAGUACAAAACACCCUUGCUAAGGAGACAGCAAUGCUAGCACGUUAGUCUAUUUAAAACCUUACACUCACCACUCAGCCAUGCGCCCAUCUUCCUUCAGUAGUGCCCCGAAGGCCUUUUUUCUCCUACACUCCCAGAUUGUCAUAUGCCUGUUUGUCUCCCAACUCCCCCGACCCUGCCCCCCAUAACACACAUAUACCAUUCAUUCCCCUGACUCCCAACCUUUCCUAGUUUCUUUGGAGGCAUUCUAUCUUUAUCACACCCCCUUGAACACACACACACCUUGGUCUCUUCACUGUCCUUGUCAUUUCCUGGACUUGAACACAACUCCUGGAAGGACACUCUUUUUUUGCAGAAGGCUGCACUCUCCCACGACACACAGACUUUCAACAGAGUCGGAAGACAUUCUUCUCACUUCUACACAAUUGCUUCUUUCCAUUUCAUAUACAAUCAUUACUGAAAUUUAUGGAUCCAGCAAUUUCACUUCUACCGUUCUUUGUGGUCAUGAUGUAGUCAAUGUCUCAAAUUUCCUAGUGUUUGGUACCAAACUUCCUGUUUCCUUCUCCUUUGUAUCCCACCAUCAUCCCAGAUGGCUUCAAUGUUCUGGAGGAAAACCAACACCUUGCCAUAAUUGCUCACAGUUUUUUGCUUCUACUCAGUUUUGGCCAUUUGCUUCUUGAGUUUGUUAUGUAUCACACUGUUUCACAAUCCAGGACUUUGUGAUUAAAUUCUCAUUUUCCUUUCUCAGAAACUUCUCUUAUCCUUGCUACUUUAUUCAUUCUAUUUGUGCAAGAUUACCAUUGCCUGGUCCACCCCUACUCUGUCAGGCAGCCCCUCCGGCAACUUCUUUCUUUUCCUCGCCUCUCCAGACCCCAAGGUGCAUCUCCUCCACUGUUCUCCCCAGGACCUCUCGUCCUUCAGCCACACUUCCUUGGCAAGUCUCGCUCAAGGGGCCAGGAUUCUUGCUGCCCAUCUUCUCUACCCUUUUCUGUGCCUAUGGCAUGGAUCUGAGAAAAUCAUAAACUAUGGUAUUAGCGCCUUUACACAGUUUGGGUCCUUCACCUCAGUAGAGGCCUCAUUCACAAAGCCCACAAUGGCCACUCCGCUCUUUUCAACCCUGUCCUGGGCAAUCCACUCCACCCCCGGUCCCCAUACACACAAUAAGGAAAACCGUCUCUCCCAGCACAAGUUUAUGAUCAGCCUCCCGCCAUCACUUCCUCUUAUCCGCAUGUGUCUUCCUAGCCUCCAUCCUAGUUUAGAGGAAUUAUUUUCCUUCUUUCCAGUGCUCCUGUGUUUCCAGUCUCCUCCCAUCCUUUAUUCUCCCCUAUAUUUCAGCCUUUCCGGCUUUGGGCUUCUUUCCCUCCGCAUAUAAUAUACCAAGGUCUCUCCUUCCUUAAACAAAAGGCUUCCUCAACUCUGUCCACCUGUACCACGUUAUCGUGACCAGUCUUGGAAGAGUCAUCAUCACUGUUCCUACUUCUUCAUUUCAGUUCACUAUUCUGGACCAACUGCAACCUGACCUCCAUCCUCAGUGCUCUGCUAAAAUCUCUGGCUAAAGUCACAAAUGACCUGAUUGCCAAACUGAUACUUUUCAGUCUCUUGACUACCUAUUAUGUUUGAUAUGGUCAAUUUUUUUUUUUUUUUUUUGAAGCCCUAUUUCCCCUUUCUUGGUCAUCCAUUUUCUUGAUCUCAAUCACUUCAGUGUUUCCUCUUCUUUGCCCUUUAGUUAUUCACUAAAUUUUCCCUUCCUUCUUUUCACAUCCUACCUCAUUUAUGUACAUGGCUGCUUCCACCACCCACACACUGGAGAUCCACCCCAUCCCUGUUUACUCAAGCAUGGACUUUUAAGUUUUUCAUUAGAUGUCUUGUGUCUAAACAAUUCCAGACUUCUGUCCUUAAGAAUUCAUUGAGCUGGGACUGGCACUGUGGCACAGCAGGUUAAAGCUCUGGCCUGCAGUGCUGGCAUCCUAUAUGGACGCCAGUUGAAGUCCCGGCUGCUCCACUUCUGAUUCAGCUUCUCUACUAUGUGCUUGAAAAGCAAUGGAGGACAGCCCAAAUGCUUGGGCCCCUACACCCACAUGGGAGACCCAGAGGGGCCUCCUGGCUUCAGAUAAGCUUAGCUCCAGGUGUUGCAGCCAUCUAGGGGAGUGAACCAGCAGAUGGAAGACCACCACCCCCCUCCCCCCGUCUCUUCCUCUCUAACUCUUUCAGAUAAAUAAAUCUUUUAAAAAAAUAAAAGUGUAUUUAAAAGUGUAUGUUACUGGGCUGCACUCUCAGAAUUCUAGCUUAGUAUAUCUGAGUGUCCAGGGAUCACCACUUUGAGAACAUGUGGCCUACCAGGUAAUACAAAUCCAAACUCCUUAAUGUAGAAUUUAAGUCCUUCUGUGAUCUACUCUGUGCUUAGCUCUCUAGCAUUAUUGAACUGGUUAUAUGAAUACCUUGAUCUUUGUGUAUCCUGUGCCCAAAGCCACGCUGGAUCACAGGAUCCUCCCAAAUUAGAAAGUACCAUACGCAUGACCCACAGGUGCCCUCCCUGUUUCGGUUAAGUCCCGGCACUCCUUCCACAGUGAAGCCUCCCCUGACGCGAACAGCCCCCAUUCCCAUGAGGCGAAGCUGAUCACCCCCUUCUCUGUAUCAGCACUCUAUCUCAUAUAGACUUCAACGAGCUCUCGUGUGACACCUGAUUCAAUUGCCUGCCUCCCAUUAGUUAAUGAACUCUGGACGUCACUAUCUCUGGCACCCAAGCAGUGUCUGGCCAGAGACAUAAUUGCCCAGUAAAUAGAAAUGGGGGGGGGGGGGGCAGCAGUGGUGGAGGGGAUAAUAGGCAAUGGAAGGAAAGAAGGCUUGUGGAAUAGAAACGUGGAAUCUGAAUGAACAGGAUUCUGAACAUUCCCACCAUGCUCGUUUCUGUGAACCAUCCUCCUGAAACAGUCACCCGCUGCAGGCCACCCAGACAACUGACUGAGCAUCUUCAUUCCUUCCCCAGAUCCCAAGUUCACCUACCUGAUCUUUUGCUAACCAUCCUUUCCACAUACCUUUAAUUCGAAACAUUAAAAAAAUUACAGAAAAGGCCCUUCUUUUAACAGGUACGCAUUUCCUACUUUCACAAGCAAAGAUUGUGUCCCUUCUCCCACCUGACCCAUAACAAUAUCCAGAGAUCCAUGACGUUUCCCCUUCCCCAUGAAUGUGGCAUCUACAAAGAACAGGUGGAUUGGGCAGCAGCAAGUUGAACUGGAGGGUUUUACCCCAGGAAUGCUGCUGAUUCUGGAGGCAGGAGCAGGGGGACUUUGCAAUUUCACUAGCCAAAAUUAAUUGUUAUUCCUCAUAUCCACUUACGUUUAGCUAGCCUGCUGUGCUCCUCUUUUAGGACACAGCCAAAACAAGGCAAGCCAGAAAGAGGAAUUGGGUCUGUUUACAAAACUGCAUCAUUUCUCAACAAGGUUAUUCUAGUUACCUUUCAAUGCUACAGCUAAGUUGGGACCACUUUGAUGAGACAUUCUGUGCCCAUGCCAAUGAUUUUGUUCCUAGCCAUCAAGAAAUUUUAUCAAAACAUUUACCAGCCAAGAAAAGUGUACGCUAUGGCGUAUCAGGUAAAAGCCACCUCCUGCCCAUAUGGGCACCAGUUUGAGUCCUGGCUGCUCCACUUCCAAUCCAGCUCUUUGCUAUGGCCUGGGAAAACAGUAGAAGAUGCCCCAAGUCCUUGGGGCCAUGCACCUGUGUCAGGGAGCCGGAGGAAGCUUUUGGCUCCGGGAUUCAGAUUGGCCCAGAUCCAGCCAUUGCGACCAUUUAGGGAAUGAACCAGCGAAUCUCUCUGACUCUGUCUCUGCCUCUCUAUAACUCUGCCUUUCAAAUAAAUACAUAAAUCUUUUUAAGUGUAUCUUCCAAGAUUCCAAGGAAUAAUGAGAUGGCAACUUCCUUGUCUUUUCUCCACCCCAAGAACGGCCAUAUUUAAGCUCAACCACUUUAAAAAGCCAUCAACUAAUACACUGGUUUUCCUGUUCUUUCACUAUACCAACUUGUUCCCACAUUGGGUACUGAAUUAUCCCCAAAGCUAUUUAUAUGGCUCAGUCUCGCUUUGUCUCGUCUCUGUUCAAUCAUCGUCUCAAAAAUGCCUUCUGGCAGUGCCAUUCCUGCCACUAGUUCCUUGGCCUGAUCUACUUUCUCUUACUGCACUUUCCUCUCCCACCAGAAAACCUUUUAUGUAUAAAUCCUUUGCUGUGUGUAACGCACCACCGGUGCCCUCACACUGUGAGCUCUGUAGGACGGGGCCUUCAGACUUCUCACUCCCUGCUGCAUCCACCAGGUCCGACAUAGCCCCUGCUGGUCAUUAGACAUUUGUUGCAUGGCUGAACAGUCUGAUGGAAUGCCAAAUGAUUUAAUUUUUUAAAAAAUGUUUACACAUCAAAAUAGUUAAGGAAAUAGUUACUAUAAAUGUAAAAAUAGUUACUUGGGCAUCUACAUACACGCCUACACUUCACAAUGCUUCUUUUGCUAAAAAUCCUAUGGAACCCUGUUACAAAAAUUGUUUUCAUAGCCAGUUUAUGAACUGAACGAUUGAUCUUUUUACUUUCUAAGUCAUAUUUUGUUUCACCAAAAGCUUCAUGGUGUAAAAAACCAAAUCCUAUACAGAAAACAACAUAUUUUAGGGGGUCUACAACAGGCCUCAGAAGUUUGGGUGCCUAGUGGCAACAUGAAUGGAAAUAAAUAUAUCACCUUCCAAGAACAGGGGAGGUGAUAACUCAAAGGAUCAAUGCUCGCAAGCGUGGAGAUUCUGGAAAAUGGAUAUAUAUCAAAUUCUCUGAGGAUAAAGCAUUAACUUUGAAUUUCACAUUCCCUCAUAACUCCCGAUGCUUGGCUGCAUGGUGUAGCUGAGGAUUCCUCACUCUUCUGGUUUCUUGGUAUUUUCAAUCUGUUCCUCCACGAGCCCACAUGGCACACACAUCUCCCACUGGCCAGGCAUAGGUCACUUUCUUUCCUGAAUGUGGCAGACCUACUACCUUGAAAAGUACUAUUUCAAACAAUGCAGAGUAAAAGGAAAACCUCUGGAAAUAAGAAAAGUGAAAGAACAGGAUAUGUGACAACAAAGCCCUGAGCCACAAGGCCGUAGUGCGUUCAAAAGCAUCUUUAUAUGUCACGUAGUAGUAGCCCAGCAAAGCCCCAUCUCAGCAAUACUUACAGCAGAAGACAGAGAACCCCACAGGACUCUGACUCACUCUUUCCCCCGUGGACUCCAGCACUGCUAGCCACCUGAAUGGAGAGAAGCAAGGGGGGCAGGCAGGCAACUCGUUGGUCUCCCACCAGAGAUACCGGCCAGCUGAAGACUAAAGAUAAUCAGCGAGGACGGAAAGAAAAGCAGACACACCAACGGACUGUCAAAUGAUACACGAGGUGUGUUCACAGAUGAAUGAACUAUUUCAGAGCCAGACAACAAAUCAAUCUCUUUACUGGAGAGGCAUUCAUCUCAUAUGUGUAUCAUUCAAAUAUACUAACACAUGAAAGAUCACAUCACCUUGUUUAUGGAUACAUUUAAUAUCCUUUACCCUUCCCAACUUUCAAAACAUAAUAGUAUACAAAAUAUAAAAUAUCUUAAAUAUUUAUAAAAAUUGCAAGAAAAAAAUAGAACGUACGAAAAUAUUUUUAUCUGGGUUUUCCCUCAUUGUUGAGAGGCAGCUUAGUUUGCCUUCAGUUCAUAAUUGUUGAGUGGGUAGGAGUAUGCUCUGCCUAACACUAUUCUGUCCCGGAGGAGCUUAAAUAAAACAUAGUAGUUGCAGAAGAGGAUGAGAGCCAUGGACAGGGUGUGGUUCCACUUCUCCGACCGCAACAAGGAAUACAGCUGGUAGAAGACAACACUGCCCUCAAUAAGGAUAAGCAGGUUUAACAGCCUUAAUGGACGAUGAAAGAGAAA
Messenger RNA from Oryctolagus cuniculus (rabbit), 15053 nucleotides. RefSeq names its product Rho GTPase activating protein 31 (gene ARHGAP31). Gene Ontology annotation, molecular function: GTPase activator activity. Gene Ontology annotation, biological process: small GTPase-mediated signal transduction. Lineage: Eukaryota; Metazoa; Chordata; Mammalia; Lagomorpha; Leporidae. Gene Ontology annotation, cellular component: lamellipodium. The record is from RefSeq and is a predicted model, not a curated record.